AUGGUGUUCAAGAAUACCUUGGAUAAUCAAGAUCAGCGUGGUAGUGGACAGGUCUUUAUAUACGAGGACGAGCGUAUCCCGCAUUUCAUGGUUACGCAAAUGGCGAUGGGCGAGUACUCGGUUGCGGGAAAGGCGAGUGUGCAGGAGUGGCGCCAGAGCAAGAUACUCCGGAACGAUGAAAUUGACUUUGACCUGGUGAAGAAAUGGAUCAACCUAUGCAAGCACGAACAUGGCGCCGCAUGUAGCAGGUCAGGGACGGAGAAGUCGCCCGCCAAGAGACUGAUUGAUGUGGAGAGGAAUUGCCUUGUCGAUGGUGCAAAUGUCGAAGAGUACUUCACAUUGAGUUAUGUCUGGGGUAUGGCUGCGCAGUUCAUGCUGACCAAAGACGUAGUCAAGGACUCAACAAAGGAAGGCUUCUUGAGCUCCAUUGGCACCAAGAUUCCCCAGAGCAUAAGAGAUGCAAUGCAAGUCUGCCGAAACGUUGGAGUGCGCUACCUCUGGGUUGACGCACUUUGUAUCGUCCAGGAUGACGAGCAAGACAAAGGCGACCAAAUCGGGUUGAUGGACGAGAUAUAUGGACAUGCGUUAGCAGUCCUGAUCGUCGCUGCUGGAGACGGUGCCGAGCACGGAAUACCCGGGAUGGGACAGAAAACCAGAGCUUUAUACACUUGUGAAGAGGCCGUGGAUGGUAAAAUACUAAUGACCUCUCUAGCCUCGACGACGAACUCAGCCAAACGAUCCCAUUGGAACACUCGAGCUUGGACAUACCAGGAGUAUAUCCUUGGUAAAAGGCUUCUGGUUUUCACCGAGACGUAUGUCUUCUUCAGAUGCGCAAAGGCCCUAUUCCGAGAUGGGGAAUUGCUUUCCGCCACGGGGGAACCAACACCGGUGCCAGCUCAGCGGAGCGAUGACUGGAUCUCGGUGACCGCAAACGACAUACCAGAAGAUAUGGAUCUGAAGGAGGUGUGGAAGCAAUACUAUGAUGGCCUAUUGGCCUUCUAUCUCCGCCGCAACAUGAAGUUCGACACAGACUCUCUUCCCGCCUUCUCGGGCGUCCUCAAGGUGCUGUCGAAGAGACUGGGUCCGUUCCACCACGGCCUCCCCAUGAAAUUCUUCGGUCGCUCAUUACUCUGGAAUGAUGCGCACAAUGGAAUCUUCGAGAGACGCAAGUGCUUCCCAAGCUGGUCGUGGGCCGGAUGGAAGUGGAAAUUCGAGUUUUUCGACUCGGAAAAAAGCACAGUCGGGGCAUAUGGAUACAACAUGCCCAAGGAAUCAGUGCCGAUGAAGUUUUUCGUUUUCGAUGAUGACGGAAAGCUCGAACUGUUCUUCCAUGAGGGACCAGAAGUGGCAGAGGAGGUUCCCGAAACAAGGCAGAAGACCAACGCGCUCAUGGAUUGGAUGAUGAUGGCCAAUCAACAGGUGCAGGCACAUCCUGAUCUACCCCCCGAGGAGCUCACCAUGAAACUUCUGGGUAAAAUGAUGAAGAAACAGGCACUGGGGCAGACACAGCCAACGAAAGAGGACGAAGAGCAAGAGAAGGAAUGUAUAGCCAGAUUGAUGGCUCAACUGGAAGCACCAGAGGAUUACCAACAGGUCGACUGCAAAAGUCUGCUAGGACAACACGCGUAUCCAGGCCACCUCUUAGCUUUUUACACAAGCGUUGUCUCUUUGAAGGUUCCGUUUACAUCCAAUCAGAAGGCCGAACAAGGCUCUGCACUUGAUUUUGACGUUCUUGGCCAUGAUGGAGAGCGACUUUUUAGCUGCUGCAUCGACCCUGCGUGGCGCGCGAAUCAACCUGAGUAUCUGGAAUUCGUUGUGAUUGGAGUAAAGGAAGGGGGUAAGAGCGUGGCAUUGCUGCUCCUUGAGGAGAUCGACGGGAUUCACUAUCGAGCGAAUUGGAAUUGGAAAUUAUCACAGCACCUGGAGAUCACAGACUGGAUGGCGCAGAAUCCUGUCCAGAAGCUGAUCAUUUGGGGUUGA
Molecule: messenger RNA, 1980 nt
Organism: Westerdykella ornata
Lineage: Eukaryota; Fungi; Ascomycota; Dothideomycetes; Pleosporales; Sporormiaceae
Product: HET-domain-containing protein
Exons: 2
Coding region: 1-1980 (659 amino acids)
Source: RefSeq, a predicted model, not a curated record